Molecule: messenger RNA, 2647 nt
Organism: Bicyclus anynana (squinting bush brown)
Lineage: Eukaryota; Metazoa; Arthropoda; Insecta; Lepidoptera; Nymphalidae
Gene: sinu
Exons: 6
Coding region: 310-978 (222 amino acids)
Biological process (GO): septate junction assembly; regulation of tube size, open tracheal system
Cellular component (GO): septate junction; membrane
Source: RefSeq, a predicted model, not a curated record
CUGUUUUGUUACUCUGUGUUUUGACUCCACCCACAAACCUCCAAUGCUGUUUGUCCGUUUUACUUUCGUAAAAACUUUUGUGAAUUUAUUUUUGUGUGUAUGAUUCUGUAUUAAUAAAAGAGCGGCGAAGUGCUGCUUGAGAAGAUCAAGCUUCCGACUUUUUACCAGAGCUAUAGUGAAGUUUUUAGUAAGUUUUAAAAGUGAACCGAUCUUUGGCACUCUGUUUUUCGUAAAGAUAUAUUAGAAUCAAGCUUUUUUCGUGUUCUUUAUUUUCUAUUUUCUAUAAGUUCACAACUCGACUCAGUAAUCAUGAGGAAAAGAAGCAUGGCAGGUAAUUGUGGGAUCAUUGUUUUUGUGAUUGCCCUUGUGACUGUGGCAUUGGCAUUCGGCACGCCUAGCUGGCUUGUUAGCGAUUAUAGGAUACGAGGAGCUAAGUUGGACAGAUUGGGAUUAUGGAGUCAUUGCUUCAGAUCAUUGCCAGACCCUUUGGAUCAAUAUCAAAGGCGAUUUUUUGUUGGCUGUCGUUGGGUUUAUGAUCCCUUUACCACUGGAUAUGAUAAAAUUCGUGGAUAUCUCCUUCCAGGUUUUAUGAUAGCAACUCAGCUGUUUUACACUCUAUGCUUGAUAGGUGUAUUGAUUUCAACUAUUUUGGUGAUUAUAUUUUUCCUGUGUUGUGGACCAGACCAAAACAGAUAUGUAACGAUUAUACGGAUCAUUGGAUUUCUAAUGUUAGCUGCAGGAUUAAGUGGAGGAAUAGCAGUAAUCGUUUUUGCUUCAUUGGGAAAUACAGAUGGAUGGAUGCCUGAUCAUGCUAACAAUUACUUAGGGUGGUCGUUCGGCCUUGGCGUGGUAGGAGCAGUUGCCUGUCUCGUAACCGCUGCGUUAUUCCUCACCGAGGCGAACAUACAGAUGAAAAAGCGCAAGAGAUUUAAAGAGUCCCAGGCACGGUUUGAGCUGGAACACGAAUCUAAAGCGUAACUACCGACUAGCAAUAUUAAAAUGAGACUAUGCACGAAUUUUUACAACUGUUUUACGCUCAGACCAAUUAUAGAUGGACCAGUACUGCACUCAAAUUCAUGAACGAAAUUGUCUGUCAGUUUCUAAGGAAAACGAGUUUAGAUUUGGUAUAUAUCUUAAUUCUUAUACUAAACUAAAAGUUUUUGCCCGUUUUAAAACCAUUAAACUACAAUAAAAAGGGCAUUUUCACGGAGCUCUUUAACCGACAAACACGAUAACAAUUAUGAAUCAUCGAUACUUUACAGACAAUUUUAAUAAUCGCAUUAGAUCGUUGAUCUUUUGUUUUGACAAAAAAGGCACGUCUAGCGAGGCAGGUCCUAUACAAUAAUUGGUUUGAGGUUUAUGAGACUUAAUGACUUGGGGAUGGUUAAAGUGUGACAAAUUGUAUAAUAUGCCAGUAAUAUUACUAUGCAUUAUUUUUAUUGCGUAAAUAGCAUCGAGACUAUCAAUGGCAAUUUUGAUAUUUAAAAAAAAAAACUGUGGUAGUUUUUAAUUACAUUUUAAUGUUAAAUACAUUAGAAUGAAUUUUUGAAAUAUUCGCUAUGAAGUCUUCAUAGUGAAGUUCUAUCAAUUUUUAUUAUUUUUGGUAUAAAUGUUUUAAAACUCAACAAUGUGCGAUUUAAUAAUUUAUUAUUUUAUAAAUAAUUCGGUUGAUUCUGUGUUUUCUAAAUGCCAUUAAUGAUAAAAACAUUUUUAACAUUUUGCAUUGCUAUUUCGUUAGAAGUUGUAUCUAUAUAUAUUUGAAUGACUGUGUGUUUUAAUGUUUAUGCCUUAAAAUGUGCCUUACAUAUAUUAUUUUUAAUAUAUUAAAUUCCACCGAAAAUUUAUUAAUAAUUGACGAAAUAAGCUUUUUAGAAAUAAUAAGCUAGGGAACAAAAUUAUUACCGACUUUGGUAGUUAAUUAAUAUAAUUAACUAAACAUCUUGCUUAACUUUACCACCAUAUUGAAGCUAUUAUAAUAUUCUAUUGAACUUAUUGUAAAUUACUUUAUUGUUGAAAAUGCUAUAUUACUAGUAUUAAAAUAUUGCCAAAUAAACAAUUUUUAUUGUAAUUUGACUUAAAUAUUUUCAUUGUUACUGAUUUUCUACACUUACAAUUUUUAAUAGAAUCUCAAGCUAUAUUUUAAGGUAAUCAAGUAAAUUGUCGAUUAUUUUUAUUUUUAGUAAAGUUCUGUAAAUUACGCUUAUUAAGAAAAAAUCCGUCCAACAUAUUUGUUAGUUUAAACUUUAUCUACUUAUACUUUGAAUCUUUAUAAUACUUUAUUUUAUAUCAUUGUGUAUUUUUAAAUGAGCACAUUUUAUUUGUAAGAGUUUUAACUUAUUAUUUAAGUUUAAAUUAAUUUUCAUUUAUAGUAACACUUACCAACCCAAUUUAAAAAAAAAUAUUUUUUUUAAUGAAAAGUAAUGGAUUGUGUUCUAAUUCUAAAUCGAAUGCAGAAAUUAAUAUAGGUAGUUAUAAGUUAAUAUUUAAUUGAUUUAUUACCAAACUAAUUAUUACAAAUACAUCGCGUUAGUAUUAAGCAAAAUCCGUCCAAUAUCAGUAAUUUGAAUACCAUUUGUUGGUAUGUCAGCACAUAUUUAAAUACUGUAAAGAAGUACCUACUUCGUAAAUAAAAAAAAUUUAAAAAUUA